GUAAACAACAAUUAAACGAUGUAAUCUGCCAAUAAAUGAAAGAAGAAGAAGUGUGAAAUCACAAUCUGACAGAAUACUGUGCUUCACGCGCAACGUUUGAUAGCAUGGCAUUUUACGCAGGAAGACUACUCGGCAGUGUGGUGAAGCGUAUAGCAGCCAAUGAGAUUCGAGCAGCAUCUUCAAGAACUGGAGUUGCUCUCGGGGUCUCGAAAACUCUCAUGAACAACUUUUCAACGACCUGCGCUAAGUGGACACCUGCUGUUACGCAAAGUGCACCUCAUUUCAAAGGCACUGCUGUCCACCAUGGCGAGUUUAAAGAGAUCAGCCUAGAUGACUAUAAAGGAAAAUACCUUGUGCUUUUCUUCUACCCCCUAGAUUUCACAUUUGUUUGCCCAACUGAGAUAAUCUCCUUCAGUGACAAGGCCAAUGAGUUCCAUGACAUCAACUGUGAGGUUGUUGGUGUAUCUGUGGAUUCCCAUUUCACUCACCUAGCUUGGAUCAAUACUCCAAGAAAGAGUGGAGGUCUGGGUAACAUCCACAUCCCCCUUCUGUCAGAUCUCAACAAGCAGAUUUCUCAAGACUAUGGAGUCCUUCUAGACGGCCCAGGAAUUGCACUAAGAGGUUUGUUCAUCAUUGAUCCAAAUGGAGUUGUGAGACACAUGAGUGUGAAUGACCUACCUGUGGGGCGCUGUGUUGAGGAAACUCUUCGUCUGGUGAAAGCAUUCCAGUUUGUGGAGACACAUGGUGAAGUUUGCCCUGCCAGCUGGACCCCAGAGUCCCCCACGAUCAAACCAACGCCUCAAGGAUCAAAGGAGUACUUUGAGACUGUCAACUAAUCCAACUUUGUCAACAGACAGUGAUAUCAAAAAUGGUGGUCAUAAAAUGUGAACUGAAAAACCGUGGUCUGGUCCUUUGACAUGAGCUACAAAAAAGAAGUUGAAUAAAGCUUGAAUUUGCAUAGGCUUA
Molecule: messenger RNA, 966 nt
Organism: Alosa sapidissima (American shad)
Lineage: Eukaryota; Metazoa; Chordata; Actinopteri; Clupeiformes; Clupeidae
Gene: prdx3
Product: peroxiredoxin 3
Exons: 7
Coding region: 105-836 (243 amino acids)
Biological process (GO): cell redox homeostasis; cellular response to stress; response to oxidative stress
Cellular component (GO): mitochondrion; cytosol
Molecular function (GO): thioredoxin peroxidase activity
Source: RefSeq, a predicted model, not a curated record